This is a messenger RNA of Pestalotiopsis fici W106-1, 744 nucleotides long. RefSeq lists its product as uncharacterized. The record is from RefSeq and is a predicted model, not a curated record. Gene Ontology annotation, molecular function: protein binding. The coding region runs from base 1 to 744 and encodes 247 amino acids. Lineage: Eukaryota; Fungi; Ascomycota; Sordariomycetes; Amphisphaeriales; Sporocadaceae. The transcript has a single exon.
AUGGCAGCACCUCCCAACAAGUUUCCAUGGGACUAUGAUGUACCAAACGACGCGUUUUGGACUUCUCUGCCCUUUACUACAGGCCGUAAUUUCCUCCAAUGUUUUCAGAAAUCAGAGAUUGAAGCACUGUCAUCACAAUUCGACGCGUCUCUUUCCACCGACGAUAAGCACAGAUUACUACUCAGGAUCGUGCAGGCGAAAUUGGCAGAGGCACGAGAAGCUGCAAGCCAAAAGUCAAAUCAUCAUGGCGGCAGCGGCAAAUCCCCCUUGCUCCUCCACGAAAUCAACUACGACGCAUGGCAAAAGUUCAUGCUGGCACAAGAGACCAUGCAGCACAACCUAGGUCUCGUUGCCGACGAGGAAGCGACUUUGAAGGAAAUGCUAGCGCACCCGCGGCCCGGCCAGGACAAGAACUGGUCGGCGCUCAACAUGAUGUCGCGGCUGCUCGAGCAACAAGGCCGGUACGCCGAGGCCGAGGGCGCUGCAUUGGAGGUUCAACCGUGGAUGGAAGCACACGCGCAAGUUGGACGGGGCAGUCCGCCGGCCAUGGGCAACAUGCGCAUGAUUUUGACGGCCGUUUGGAAGCAAGGCCGUUUUGAUGAUGCGAGGUCUAUCUAUAAGGAAAUGCACCACUUGGUCGAUGACAUGGGGAAUGGCAAGUUUGCGCAAUAUCAGGAAGAAGAGGCGGAGAUGCUCGAGACGUUGAUGACUGAUUUGGAGAAAUGGAAACUACAGCAUCAAUGA